Ichthyophthirius multifiliis is the source of this 3086-nucleotide messenger RNA. Its product is annotated as ubiquitin family protein, putative. NCBI's taxonomy places the organism in Eukaryota, Ciliophora, Oligohymenophorea, Hymenostomatida. The record is from RefSeq and is a predicted model, not a curated record. The transcript is spliced from 7 exons. Gene Ontology annotation, cellular component: BAT3 complex. Gene Ontology annotation, molecular function: polyubiquitin modification-dependent protein binding; misfolded protein binding.
AUGGAAUAAGAAAAUAAAUAAGAGUAAGAACAAAAAGCCUAAUAAGAAACAAAAAUGAGAUUAGUAAAAAUAAAAACAUUAUCAAAUACAGUAUAUGAAUUAACAGUUCCAUUAGACAUGAAAAUAAAAGAUCUAAAAUAAAAAGUAUAAGAAUUAACAUAAGUACCAGUAGAAAGAUAAAGAAUGAUAUGUUUAGGAAAAUAACUAUAAGAUAAUGAUACAGUAGAUUAACAUUUAAAAGAAGAUGGAGUUGUAAUUCAUUUAGUUGCAAAAGUUGAAUAAACAUAAUAAUAAUAAAAUACUAAUACUAGCAGUUCUUAAUAAUAAAAUUAAAAUCCUUAAUAGAAUACUAGUUAAAGUAAUCCUGUUGGUAAUUCAUUUGAUAUUUUCGGUAAUUUAUUCGGAGCAGCUGGUUAAGGAGGUGCUUCUUUUAGAACUUAUAAUUCUAGUUCUAAUGGUGGAGAAAUACAAUCAAUACUUUCCAGUAUUCAAACCUUAUUAGGAGGAGGAGGGGUAAGAACAUAAACUUAAUAAAACUAAUAAUAAAAUGCAUAAUAAACAUAAUAGCCCACAUAAUAACAUUAAUAGACUGAAUAAUAAUAAACUUAAUAAUAAUAAAAUUCAUCUUAAUAAUCAUAAUAAUAGUAAUAAUAACCUUCAUAAUAGUAAUAAUAACAAUAAUAAAAUAAUAAUAAUAAUAAUACAAAUAAUUAACAAAAUAGAACAGGAAGAGUAAUUGAAUUACCGCAUUAAUAAUUAUAAAGACUAGGGCUUUUAUGUAAUAAUUUAAUGGGAGCAAAUAGCAGAUUUCCAGGUCCUCCUUUACCCAUUAUAAAUAAUAGAAAUCCAUCAUAAUUAGUAGGUUCUUAUUUAAAUAAUUGGUAAAUGUAAGUAUAAAGAGUACUUCCGUUUGUUUCUAGAUUAGGAGAAUUAUUAUAAAGAGAACCUUAUAUGAAUAUAUAAGAAGAUAGAGUAAAUACAGAAAAUUUAAUUUAAGAUAUAAGUAGAAUUUUUUCAUAAGUGGUUGAAUGUACUUAACCUAUGGUUGAAACUUUAAGAAAUUUCCAUUUAAUUAAUGUAUAAAAUAAUAGAUAAUAAUAAAAUCAAACAGAAUAAUAAUCAAAUAUUCAAUAAUAAUAAAAUUAAAACUAAUCAUAAUCAUAAUAAUAAUAAGAAGUAUCUUAAUUAUAAUAAUAAUAGACAUAAUAAUAAUAAUCACAAUAGAAUUCAUAAAGUAAUAAUAAUUAAAGAAAUGGAGAUAUUAGAGUAGAAUUGUUUAAUAUGAAUAUAGAUGAUAAUAGUGCUAUUGCAGUGGCUGGAAUUGAAUCUACAUAAAUUGUAAAUUAAAAUGCAGAUAUAUAAUCUAUAUUUACAAAUAUAAUGUAAUCUUUAAAUGCUGGUGGCAAUAAUCCAAAUAUAAAUAUAAGAGUAGAUAAUAUAAAUGGAAAUAAUAUAAAUUAAAAUAACAAUAAUAAUAAUAAUAAUAAUAAUUAAAAUACUAAUGAAAACAAUAAUAAUUAGAAUAUUAAUAAUAACAAUAAUGAAAAUAAUCCAUAAUAAUAAUAAUAAUAAUAAUAAUAAUAAUAAUAAUAAUAAUAAUAAUAAUAAUAAUAAUAAUAAUAAUAAUAAUAAUAAUAGUAAUAAUAGUAAUAAUAGGAAAAUAUCCAAGACGAAGAAUGGGAAGAUGAAGAUGAAGAACAUAAAAAUAAUAUUGAUUAAAUAGAUAUUUAAAUUGAACAUUAAUUAUAAUUUGGAGAUAAUUAAAGUAAUGAAAUAUUUAAUUAGUUAUUUUCAUCUUUAGGGUAAGGUAAUAAUUAGAAUGUAUAAAUAUCAGGUGCUAAUGCAUCUAAUAUAUUAUAACAAAUUUCUUAAUAAUUUAAUUAAGGAAGUUAAUAAAGAUAAAAUAGAUCUUCAUAACCUAUUCCUCUUCAUCCUUAAAGUGAUAUUUCAUAAUAAUAAUAAUAAUAAUAAUAAUAAUAAUAAUAAUAAUAAUAAUAAUAAUUAUAAUAAUAAUAAUAAUAACAAUUACAAAAUCUAUAAUAGUAACAAUAUUAGUAAUAGAAUAUUCCUUAAAAUAAUCCUAUGGCAUUAUUAUUAGGGGGCGGAGGAAUAGGAGGAUUAAUGAAUAUGACAUUAUCAGAAAUAAUGAUUGAAAAUUAUUAAGAUUAAUUGGAAGAAUCAGAUACUAUAUUAUUAGACAUAUUUGGAAGUUUAAAAAUAACUGAUUUAAUGGGAUCAUUUUUAACUGGAAACUUUACAUUUUUAGAUAAUUAUUAAAACAGAAUAAAAGAAAGUUUAAAUAAAUAUAUAGAAUAGUAAAACGGAGAUACUCAAAGAGUUAUUGAUAUUUUUACUUAAUAUAUAUGCUAAUUUUUCUAUCCUCCUGAAUAAUUUAAAUAAUGUGUUUAUGAAGGACUAGAUAUUGAAUUGAUUUCAAAUGAUAUUGUUAAUAGACAUUUACAAGCUUAAUUUAAAUUAAUUAAUAAAGUUUUUAUUCAAGGAGAAGGAGAAACUUUUAGUUAAGAAAUAGUUUUUGAAGUAAAAUCUAUGAUUGGAGAACUCGUUUAUGAAAUAUCUGAAGCAUUGUAAGGUGGAAUUAAUGAUUUUGAGAAAAUAUUUAAAUUUUAGGUUGGGUAAUUUAUUUCUAAAAAUUUAAAUGAAUAAAUGGCUCUACUUGCUAAUACUAUGGUUGUUGGUUCUUUAUGGGAAAGUGUUAAAAAAAUGUAUUUGAAUCAUUUACAUGAUAUUGAAAAUAUAUAAAAGUUAGCAGAAGAAUAGAAAUAAGCCGUAAAAGAAUAAUAAAAUAAUAAAAAUAUGAAUGAUAUAGAUGAAUUAGAAUAUUAAAAUCCUGAAAUAGAUUUAUUGGAAGAUAUUGAUAAUAAUUUAUAAAAAGAUUAAGAUAGAUUCCAUAAUUAUGAUAAUAUUAAUUUCAGUUAGGAAUAUUUAUAAGGAAGUAUUAAUAAUAAUAAUGAUAAAAUAUGAUAAAGGAGAACCAAAAAUAAAAAAAAUCAUAAUAAAUAUAUAAACAUUUUUUUUUUUUUUAGAUAUAUCAAUAUUUAAAUAAAUAAUAUUAAAAAAUUAAAAAC